Molecule: messenger RNA, 943 nt
Organism: Carica papaya (papaya)
Lineage: Eukaryota; Viridiplantae; Streptophyta; Magnoliopsida; Brassicales; Caricaceae
Gene: WRKY49
Product: WRKY DNA-binding protein 49
Biological process (GO): regulation of DNA-templated transcription
Molecular function (GO): sequence-specific DNA binding; DNA-binding transcription factor activity
Source: RefSeq, a predicted model, not a curated record
UCCACUCUCUUCUUCUUCUUCUUCUUCUUCUUCUUCGUCUUCUUGAUUGAUAUAUAUUAUAAGUAUAUAUAAUAUAAUAUUAUGUAUUAUAUAUAUAUAUAUAGUAUAUGAGAGGAGGGGUGAGUUGAAAUGGAGGAAGAUCAGAAUCUGAGAAGUUGUUCUGACGGGGGAGAGGAGCUGGUGAAUGAGCUUCUUGACAAUGAAUCACCUUUCAUGGUGGUAGAGAAAGAUCACAGAGUUAUUAAUCAUGGCGAAUCUAAAUCUAAAUCUAAUUCUCAUCUCAUCUCAUCAACUUUAUAUAACUAUUCAGGUCCAACAAUUCAGCACGUUCAAGAUGCUUUGUUGCUUACAGCUUCUCGCAGCAGAUUUCCAGCAAUGGGUAGGGGAUUCAGGCAGAGUGAAAGUAAGUACACUUUAAAAAUCAAGAGCUGUGGAAAUGGGAUGGCUGAUGAUGGAUAUAAAUGGAGAAAAUAUGGACAGAAAUCUAUCAAGAACAGCCCAAAUCCUAGGAGCUAUUACAAGUGUACAAACCCAAGGUGCAGUGCAAAAAAACAAGUGGAGAAGUCGAAUGAAGAGCCAGACACUCUGAUUGUUACAUACGAAGGUCUCCAUUUACACUUUGUGUAUCCAUUUUCUUUGGUGCCCGAUAAAACUGUACCCACAAAGAAGUUCAAGAAGAUACACUUAAACUCGCAGAUCGAAGCAUACAAAGAUGAAAGCCAAAAAAAUCUUGGACUGCUCGAAGAUAUGGUGCCUUUAAUUGUAAGGCACCCUUCCAAUACCACUUCUUCUUCUUAUUCUUCUUCUUCUUCGUCCUCGUCCUCCUCGUCCAUUUCACCUUCUUCUCUUACUUGCUCUUUUAAUUCUGCUCCUUCACAUUUUUAUUUAUGCAUUAACACCACCAUUAGCUGAAUUUGUACGUGUUAUAUAUUUAAACCUUAUU